CUGCGGCGCACGCACGCCUUCCGUCAUCAACUGAAGAUAGACCCGCCCGGUCAACGGAGACCGGUUGAUGUGUUUCAACGCGGACUUCCAGCGGAUUAGCUACUGACCCAGCCUAUUAAUAUAUGUCUCACCGCUGCCUUAAUCAGGACUUGUAACCGUUAGAAACCGUUCGGACACACCGUCCUCGAACCAGAAGUCCCUGGGUUUAGUCUCUCUCUGAGUCCUUCUGUGUCUUUGAGCAAGAAGCCAAACAGAACCACGACGGCCUCCAAGGGGCGCUGUUAUGUUGUUUGACCCUGCACUGUAACCCCAGAAUCCUUAUAUGCCAGGUCACCCAAAAAAAAAAAAUAAACAGGCAUUGCUUGCAUUGCUCUUAAUGGGCGUGUUGUUAGGAGAGAAGGGGGUGUUAUGAAUGGUAUGCUACACUUUGUUGUGUCAGUCAACUUGGUUUUAUUGCAAGCCACUGUAAAAUGGUCUCAGCCCUUCAUGGUGAACCCAGCUAUGCUGUGUGGAAAAAAAAUAUACCACCAGGUUAUUUGAGUUGUUCUCUCUUGCACUUUGUCUUUCUAAAAAAAAUUUAAAAGGUGGUAUCACCUUUCUCUCUACAGUCAAACCUGUCUUCAGUUGACACACUAAAAUUUCCUUCCUCAUAGUUCUGUAUACAUGUGCAAAUAGAGGUAGUAUUUAAUAUGUAAACAAUAACACUUUUGAGGAAUACCACUUUGAGGUUUAUUUUGAAUAUAAAUGAUAUCUGAUCGAUUCAAAGAGAAGUGGCUGCAAGGUGUGCCAGUAUUUAUAAAGAACAAUGCAGAUUUGAUAGAACCUGGAUAAUUCAAAUAGGGGAAAGGAGUAAAUGUGCUCGUAAGUAAUACAUCAAGCCUUUUUUGUAUUAUUCAAAGUAUACAGUUUUGUAUGUCUUAAAACAUUUCACAUCUACUCCUUUCCCCUAAUUGAAAACCCCAGAUUCUAAAAAUAUUUAACACAGAGAAACCUCUCUGUAAUAUUAAAACGUGUUCGUUGCCUAUCUGCUGUGUUUCUUUUAUUCUUUGUGGUUGAUCACAGUUUGUUUGAGAUAUGGGGAGAGGCUACUUAUUAAGCUCACUUCAAAGACUCCACCAUCCAGAGGACACACCUGGCUGUAAUUUGAGCUCGUUAGAUGAUCCAUGGUGGCAGACUUUAAAGGACAAACUGGCUUGUCCAUGUUUCAGCAAAGUUGGACUGACACCAAUUAAGCUUGAUUAAGCAACACACCUGUGUUCAAUGAUCUGUGCAGUGUGGCCUCCUGGAGCCUAUAAAUGGCAAAUCAACCACUACUGGACACCUCGUCUUCAAAUGUGGUGGCAUUGAUCAGAGAAGAUUGGAAAAGUUUGAGAAGGCUGCUGCACAGAUGGGGAAGAGUUCCUUCAAAUUUGCCUGGGUCUUGGACAAGCUGAAGGCUGAGAGGGAGCGUGGAAUCACCAUUGAUAUUUCACUGCUAAAGUUUAACACACAGAAGUACACAAUGACCAUAAUUGAUGCACCAGGCCAUCGUGACUUCAUCAAAAACAUGAUAACAGGGACAUCACAGGCUGAUGUUGCCCUCCUGGUGGUCUCUGCAGCUAAAGGAGAGUAUGAGGCUGGUGUAUCCAGAAGUGGGCAGACCAGAGAGCACGCCCUGCUGGCUUACACUUUGGGCGUCAAGCAAAUCAUUGUCUGUGUGAACAAAAUGGAUCUGACUGAACCCCCUUACAGCCAGAAACGCUUUGAUGAAGUGGUGCGAGGCGUGAGCGGCUUCCUCAAGAAGAUCGGCUAUGACCCCACGACUGUGCCUUUUGUUCCAGUGUCUGGCUGGACUGGGGAGAACAUGAUCACUGCUACCCAGAAGAUGCCCUGGUUCCAAGGCUGGAAAGUCAGACGAAGGGAGGGGAAUACAAGUGGAAGAACCCUGCUAGAGGUUCUGGACUCCAUUCAACCACCUGUGCGCACCAUCAACAAGCCUCUACGAUUACCUCUGCAAGAUGUCUACAAAAUUGGAGGAGUUGGGACUGUACCAGUGGGCAAGAUUGAAACCGGUGUCCUCAAACCUGGUAUGACCCUGAUGUUCUCCCCUGCCAAGCUCACUGCUGAGGUCAAAUCCAUUGAGAUGCACCACCAGGGUCUAGAGACCGCUCUACCAGGACACAAUGUUGGCUUCAACAUUAAGAAUGUAGCUGUAAAGAACCUGCGGCGAGGGGAUGUGGCUGGCAACGCCCAGCAGGAUCCUCCAUCAGAUGUCAACAGCUUUGAAGCUCAGGUGAUUAUCCUGAACCAUCCAGGGAAGGUCAAGGCCGGCUACUCUCCUGUCCUGGACUGCCACACCGCACAUGUGACCUGUCGCUUUGCUGAGCUCAAGGAGAAGCUUGACCGUCGCACAGGCAAGAAACUAGAGGACCAGCCACAGAUACUGAUGUCUGGAGAUGCUGCAACAGUCAAACUGGUUCCCAUUAAGCCCAUGUGUGUGGAGAGCUUCUUCACAUAUCCUCCUUUAGGUCGCUUUGCAGCCAGAGACCUGAAGCAGACGGUUGCUGUAGGUGUCAUCAAGUCAGUGGAGAAGGACCAUGGGUCAAAAGUUCCACACAAAGCCCAAGUGUGUAAAUAAGUUUGUUUUUGUUUACCAGUAUUGUGGUAUUACUGCUUUAUGUGAGCAAUUUUAUUUAGUAAGAUGCAAUUUUUGUGUUUUGACACAAAGCAUUUAUUUUGCGUUUGACGUAUAUAGUACUCCUGUGUUAAUAUUAAAUUUGAAAGAAGCUGUAGAGUUAGAUGGUGUAUUUUGGUUAGAAUGUGAAAUCAGAACUGUUGCAGUAACAACAAAAUAAAGAAUUGGAG
Molecule: messenger RNA, 2844 nt
Organism: Toxotes jaculatrix (banded archerfish)
Lineage: Eukaryota; Metazoa; Chordata; Actinopteri; Toxotidae
Gene: eef1a1l3
Exons: 9
Coding region: 1388-2617 (409 amino acids)
Biological process (GO): translational elongation; translation
Molecular function (GO): GTPase activity; translation elongation factor activity; GTP binding
Source: RefSeq, a predicted model, not a curated record